AUGGCAAUGCCUGCACUUGAUUACAACAAUACAAAUACAGUUCGGUUCUCAUUGGCUUCUUGUGUAACUGAAGAUAGUGUGGAUUCAGUUGCCUUGGCAACUCCAUUGGAUCAAUCCCCACCCCCUCCUCCAUCAAACACAUUUUCGAUCAUCAAUAUUGUCAAUGAUGAUCCCCUGCCAGGUAUGAGCAACUAUCCAGCCAUAGCAUCUACAUAUAUGGCCAGACGUCGUCGAGCUCAAACUUCGCCCAGACCAGUUCCCACAUCCAUCAUCCAAUCUAUGCCUCCUCAGCAACCUACCAUGGUUCAUACCACAUCAGCAAAUCAAGCUGAUACCAGUGAUACUAAAUCGAAAAUGAGCAAGCUUUGGCCAAAGAUCAAGAGGAUUAUCAUGUCAGCAAAUCAUCACAAUGAGGGAUCGCUGGAACCUAUGCACCUCCACACUACGAAAUUAGAAUCUCCACAUAGUUCAUCUCUACAGACCAAAGGUAAGCGCUGGCUCGGUAGAAACAAAUCAAGGGUUGAACCACAGCGAUAA
Mucor velutinosus is the source of this 537-nucleotide messenger RNA. RefSeq names its product CCA tRNA nucleotidyltransferase, mitochondrial (gene CCA1). The record is from RefSeq and is a predicted model, not a curated record. The coding region runs from base 1 to 537 and encodes 178 amino acids. Lineage: Eukaryota; Fungi; Mucoromycota; Mucoromycetes; Mucorales; Mucoraceae. The transcript has a single exon.